AAACUCUCCCUCCCUAUCUUUAAAAGUGUUCUCUUCUACAUUUGUACAUUAACUAUUACAAAAGGAGAAUUUUUUAAUCAUAAUAAUGUCCAUUAAUGUCAAUGAUUCCUUGACAAAUCUGAAUAAAUCAAAGUACAAAGAAUAAUGAGAAAGAAACGAAACGAAAAUAAAUUGACGUAUCAUUCGCCUCAGCUGAAGCUGGUCUCAGUGGUUUUGUUUACAUCAAGAGAGUGACCAAAUUGGAAAAUAUUAUAUUUUUAAUAGACAGAUCAGAUCUAAUAAUUAUGGCAGAAGAAACUGCAGAUGAGCCAGUGGCAGUUUGCGAGCCCUCGAAGAAGAUAAAUGUCAUCAGUAAGGAAGCAGUUCACCAAAUCUGCUCGGGACAGGUGGUCCUGGAUCUGGCUGUUGCGAUAAAAGAAUUGGUGGAAAAUAGUCUUGACAGUGGAGCUACAUAUGUCGACAUCAAGUUGGUAGAUUAUGGACAAACUUGUAUUACAGUCAGUGAUAAUGGUUCUGGUGUCCUGGAGACUGAUUUCGAAGGACUAGGCCUCAAGCAUCACACAUCAAAGCUCCGAGAUUUCUCCGAUAUCUUCGGGAUCUCCACCUUCGGCUUCAGAGGCGAAGCCCUAAGUUCCCUCUGCUCCCUCUCAGACCUCAGCAUAACAACAAGACACUCGACUGUUCCCCACGCCUUCAAGCUCCACUUCAAUAAGAAUGGAAACCUCACGAAGAAGGAGGUCUGCGCACGAGAGGUGGGAACAACUGUCUCAGUCAGGAACAUCUUCAAGAGCCUCCCAGUCCGAGCAAAGGAGUUCCAAAGAAACAUAAAAAAAGAAUUUACCAAAGCCCUGCAGGUGCUCUAUGGCUACUGCCUGGUGUCAACUGGAAUAAAAAUCACAUGUUCCAACAAUAAAGAUGGGAAGACGAGUGUUGUUGUGAGCACCACUGGAUCUGAUGAUGUCUUGAUCAACGCAUCCUCAGUAUUCGGAAAAAAAUCCCUCAAAGGAAUUGAGAGGAUCGAUCUGGUCCAGCCUGACGAGGCAGUUCUGCAAGACUUUAAUUUACCUGAAGACAUUUCAGUGAACUUCUCCUGGGAAUUCUACAGCAGCAGCUGUGAACACAGGAUGGGCUGCGCCUCACCGAACCGCCAGUUCUUUUACAUCAAUGGAAGACCCUGUGUUCUCACGAAAAUAAAUAAAUUGAUUAAUCAUGUUUAUCACAAGUACAACAACAAGCAGUACCCCUUCGUCUACUUGAACCUGAAGCUGCCACAGGAGACAGCAGACGUCAAUGUCACCCCUGAUAAGAGAACUAUUUUCCUGACCCAGGAGAAGGUCAUUCUGGCAGUUGUCAAGAUGAGUCUCCAACAGAAGUGGAAUAAAAUGCAGGGGAAUUACACGAGUUUGAGUCUCGAUGAGAUACAGAAUUCUCUCAAGAGAUCGUUACCAAUGUCUCCGGUUGAUCGACCUCCCAGCAAGAAGCAAAUGGUCUCGGUGAACAAGUCUGAGGAGAAGGAGACAUCUGUUGCUGUCAGUCGAGGGGAUGAUAGCAACAGAUGUCAUGUGUUUCCAACAGAGAAAUUACCAGAUAUCGACAUGGAAAUCAAUUUCAAAUCGAUUAAAGCUGCUGUUGAGCUCAAGAGGAGGAGGAGACGGGAGCAGAGGAGGAAUGAAGAUGUUGAGAUUAAAUACAGGGCUGAGAUCGAUACGAAGAGUGCAGAUGCUGAGAGGGAAUUGCAGAAGGGACUGACUACUGAAUCAUUCGCCAAGAUGAAAAUCAUUGGACAAUUCAACCUAGGUUUCAUAAUCUCCCAACUAGACGCCGAUCUCUUCAUAAUUGAUCAGCACGCAACCGAUGAGAAAUACCGUUUCGAGAAGCUCUCAAACGAGACAAAACUAAAGACUCAGAAGCUUAUAGCACCGAAGUCUCUGAACUUCACGUCAUUGAACGAAACGAUAGUCAUGGAGAACCAGAACUUGUUCGACGCCAACGGUUUCACCCUGUCCAUCACUCCUGACGCUCAACCAGGCCAACGAGUCCAUUUGACAGGAAUGCCAGUGAGUGGGAAUUGGCAGUUUGGGGAGGAGGACCUCGAGGAGCUCAUUUUUUUGAUCAGGGAGGGGGGCACAGAGGGCAUCAAGGACCAGACAAUCCUCAGGCCCAGUAGAGUACGCUCGAUGCUGGCGUCGAGGGCCUGUCGAGGAGCUGUGAUGAUUGGAAAAGCUCUCAAUACUUCAGAAAUGAGGAGAUUGAUCACUCAGAUGGGGAUGAUCAAACAUCCUUGGAAUUGCCCUCAUGGCAGGCCCACGAUAAGACAUUUGUUGUCACUUAAACUAUUGAGGAAAAUUCAUGAUUAGGUCCAUCAGGACCGCAGGAGCCCAUGAAGAGACUAUUGGUGAGAAUAUUGAACUUGUUUCAAGUUGUCAUCCAGCCAUAAUAGGAAAAUGAUGAAGGAAUAAUUUGUAUAUUAUAUAAUUUGUGAAACAAUAUUUUCAAUAAAAUAAUGCCUAUGAGGAUGCUCAGUAUCAACGAUAAACUGUAAAAAAAAAAGAUAAAUGCACGGUUGGCUGGAAUUUCGAA
Molecule: messenger RNA, 2580 nt
Organism: Diachasma alloeum
Lineage: Eukaryota; Metazoa; Arthropoda; Insecta; Hymenoptera; Braconidae
Gene: Pms2
Product: mismatch repair endonuclease PMS2
Exons: 5
Coding region: 285-2357 (690 amino acids)
Biological process (GO): mismatch repair
Cellular component (GO): MutLalpha complex
Molecular function (GO): ATP hydrolysis activity; ATP binding; mismatched DNA binding
Source: RefSeq, a predicted model, not a curated record